Molecule: messenger RNA, 1173 nt
Organism: Asterias rubens (European starfish)
Lineage: Eukaryota; Metazoa; Echinodermata; Asteroidea; Forcipulatida; Asteriidae
Exons: 3
Coding region: 1-1173 (390 amino acids)
Source: RefSeq, a predicted model, not a curated record
AUGUCACCAACCACCGAACCGACUCAUCACCAGGAUCAGGACAGUGCCGGCACUAGCGGUGUGUUCACCACGGCACCAUCGACUCCUGCUGCCCCUCCGUCCACGAUACCUUCCCGGGUGGUCGAGACCCUGGGUUCCGAAGCCGUCCCUCCCGUGCCUCAGACCAUGCUCAAGUCUCUCGGGAACACCUACGUCUUGUGGUUCCCGUUCGGGCUGAUAGGGUUCCACCAUUUCUACCUUGGGAACCCGAGUUACGGCAUUGCGUACCUCACCACGUUUGGGCUGUUCGGUCUCGGGUGGGUGGUGGACUUCUGGCGUAUGCCGAGACUCGUGAAAGAAGCUAACCUCAAGAUUGAGGCCAGAUGGAUGUGGGAACACGAAAUUGCCAACUUGCCCUCAGACGAAGAAGUUCCUAAAUUCGACUACGAGAUUCCAAAGCAGCUGAGCGACUGUUACCUUUUAGGCUCUCUGACUGGGGUUUUAGGUCAUCAUCACCACUACCUGGGUCGCCACGGCUGGGGUCUGCUCUACCUCGUCACUGUCGGUCUCUUCGGCGUCGGUUUCAUCAGCGACUGGUUCCGUAUGCCGAUCCUCCUGAAGCGGUACAACACCAAGAAAGCGCAGCGGAGAGCCGGUCUGAAGGAAUCCCCGAAAUACCACCUAGACGACGCCUACAUCAUGGCCAUUCCCGGUGGGCUUCUCGGCUUCCACAACUUCUACCUGGGCCGGUAUCCGUGGGGUAUACUCUACCUCUUCUCGUUCGGCAUGGUCGGUGUCGGCUGGCUGGUCGAUCUGAUACGACUACCUUACCUGGUCGAGGACGCGAAUCUCAGGGUGGCCUCCGGGCUUUCGCCUCUGUCGCUCGGUAUCGCGCAAGGUGCUAAGUACUGCUCGAUCGACGAGUCAACGCCCCAGAUAGACCCGAACUAUUCGGACUACAACUCCGGUCAGUUGCACUAUAAUGCGGGGAUAUCAUCGGCUACGGACUCUGACUCGCAGUCUGUGGUCAGUAGGAGAGGAAUGAACACACGGCAAGGUCAGGUGAUGCCUCCUCGGUCAGCCGGAUUGCCCGAACCUCCACCCCCGUAUAUUCCGCAAGCCGCCUCUACUGACCCCUGGAAAAGCCUUAUUGAUACCGGUGAACCAUUAUCCGGGAUCGAGCAUGACCAAUAG